Helicoverpa armigera (cotton bollworm) is the source of this 437-nucleotide messenger RNA. RefSeq lists its product as uncharacterized. Bases 21 to 374 code for a protein of 117 amino acids. The transcript has 4 exons. Lineage: Eukaryota; Metazoa; Arthropoda; Insecta; Lepidoptera; Noctuidae. The record is from RefSeq and is a predicted model, not a curated record.
CGACAGUCGUAGACCCAGCCAUGGCGUUUUUAUUUGUGACUACGUUCUAUCUGACAAUUCUGCUCUAUUCAAUAUCAGGCUAUUCUAGUAAUAGAGAUGGAGAUACCCCGGAAUGGUACUACCCGUUGCAUGGAGGCUUCAGGUUAGCUCCAUCAUCCUAUGUUGCAAUCUGCAAUAGGUUUAACCAAAUAGCCCGCAGCCAAAAGUUAAUAUGCCUGCUAUGCAAAGGUCUGGAUCCAUCAUGUUUCUUGCCUAUGUCCCACUCCACUUCUACGACUUCUACAACACCGCCUUCGACUUCUCCGACAACGACUAUGCCUAGCUCUCCGACUACAAUGACUGCUGCGACUACUCCGGCUGAACCUGCAGCAUGAGAAUUUUUAUGUUUGUAAUAUAGUUCUGAAGUAAUGAUUUCGAAUUUUAUGUUAUGAUUUUAG